UAUUUUAAUCCACAGGUAGGUUUUAUUUUCUAGGGUUUUGUCUCGUUCCUAUGUGUGUCGCUGUGUUCCUUUUGAGUCUUAUGGUAUUGUUUUCUUGUGUUUCUCUAUUUUCUUUGUCGGUAACAGUCACUUGAAUUCGUAAGAUAUGGACAUCAAUGGAUUGCCUGAUGACUUGCUUGUGAAGAUAUUAUCGUUUCUUCCAACAAAAGUUGCUGUAUCCACUUGCGUUCUGUCUAAACGAUCGGAGUUUCUCUGGCUGUGGUUGCCUAAUCUCGAGUUCGAAUGUGACUGGGACCCAAGGCCUGGACUUCUUGGGGAUUUUAUCAACAAGAAGCUGCCAUUACAUAGAGCUCCAGUCAUUGAAACAUUGCGUCUCCACCCAGCUUGGAAUCCACAUAUUAAACCUGAAAUCGCGGUUUCUCGCCAUGUACGUGAGCUGGAACUUGAUUAUUAUUCAGAAAAUGAAAACCUAUUUCCAAGUAGCUUGUUUACCUGCAAAUCACUAGUGACCUUGAAACUCAACCCCGCGACUCUCAAGGAUGUUCCCACUAGGGUUUGUCUUCCCUCUCUGAAAAAUUUGCAACUUCAAACUCAGUUAUUUUUCGAAGAUGGAAAAUCUCUGCAACAGCUUCUAUCUGGUUGUCCUGUUCUUGAAGAUCUAUCAGUGCAAUUUCCUUAUAAUGACAAUAUAAGAGAGUUCACUAUAAGCAUCCCGUCUUUGCAGAUUUUAUCACUCUUGUUACAUAUGAAUGGGAAUAUAAAUAGGUACGAGAUAGAUACUCCUUCUUUAAAGUAUUUGAAACUUGUGGACUGGAAUAAUAGGGAACACUACUCUUUUAUUAAGAAUAUGCCUAAGCUUAGGGAAGCAUAUGUCGAUGUUGGAUACUCUAAUCUCAAGAAUCUUAUUAUUGGAUCAAUCAUAUUCACAUCUGUUAAGCGUCUUACGAUAUGUUCUUCAGAGGGUUCGUAUGGUGAUGGUUGUGUUUUCAAGGAGCUUGAACAACUAAACCUAUGUGUGUGCAGAAACAAUUCAUUGAAUCUCCUUGGCCAAUUGCUCAAAGGUUCUCCUAACUUACGAGUAUUAGACAUCUCUGCAAUGAAAGAUCAUUUGGGUGAUGAGCCUAAUGGUAUUGUUUGCUCGAAUCAACUGAGUUCUAUUCCUGAAUGCUUGUUGUCGAGUCUACAUAUUUUCAACUGCUCACCAUACUUUGGGACACCACAAGACAGAGAUAUCGCGGUUUACAUCUUGAAAAACGCUCGUCACUUAAAGAAAGCAACAUUCUUGGCUGAUACAUGGGAUACUGUUGUUCCAAAACUUCAAAUGAUCAAGGAGCUGAGACUUUCUCCCCGAGCUUCAAGCACAUGCGAACUCAUAUUCGCUGAGGACUUAGAUCAUAUUGAGAGACUUGAAGGAUUAGAUGUUUUCUUUUGUAUAAAGAAGCUCUAAUUUCCAUAAGGGGGUCAGCUGACCCCCCUAAAAUUCUGAAAUUGUUUUAGAUUCCCUUAAGUCU
Arabidopsis lyrata subsp. lyrata is the source of this 1511-nucleotide messenger RNA. RefSeq names its product putative FBD-associated F-box protein At5g38570. Lineage: Eukaryota; Viridiplantae; Streptophyta; Magnoliopsida; Brassicales; Brassicaceae. Gene Ontology annotation, molecular function: protein binding. The record is from RefSeq and is a predicted model, not a curated record.